AAUAGCGCGUGUAUACAUUAUCUUUCAAGCACUUUGAUCUCUAAAUAUUUUUCGUGAAUCCUUUGUUUCAAAUGCAGUUGUGUACAUUAGGUAGUUUACAUUAAAUUAAGUCGCAAUUAAAACAACUUCUAAUAAUGGCCUUAAAAAUAAAAAUGUUCUUUCCCCCCAAUGCGGAAGAAGUAAAAGUACACAAAGCAAUAGAUCCUUACAAAAUUUUAAUAACUCCAAACAUAAAAAAUUUUUACAAUACUAUCAGCCGAAUAAAUGAAAAGCUACGGAUUGAAUCAAGACGAAUUGAAGAAUUAAAUGAAGGCACGGAAGAUAACAAGUCAAAGCUUGCUAUUGGAACACUGACAAUUGUGCAUAAAAAAAUGUCAGACAAAGUUGAUCUUCCUGCUUGGCAUUGUCGUGCGUUGAUAACAGGAUUCGAUGAAAAAAAAUCCAAGUAUUCAGCAUUUUUAGUAGACUAUGGAGAUAUUGUUAAAAUGAAUCGAGAAGCUUUUAUGGAAGUUUCACCGACUAUUCUUUCUGACCCUUAUCUUACUGAAUUUAUUGGUCUAUAUAAUAUUUUACCUGUUUCCAAGUAUCAUUCCAAAAAAGAUAAACCCGUAAAAUUAAAUAUUGAGCCCAAGUGGACAUCAGAAGCUAUAGAUUUGAUGAAGAGUUUAUUAUCUGUUUCGGAAACAGUUUAUUUUGAGAUUCAGUCGACUUAUCAGAAUAAAAGAAAGUAUGGAGAACUUCAUUUAGUUAUAAAUAAAAAGUUAAUUCCAUUAACAAAAGCAUUAAUACAUGCUUAUGUUGCUAUUAGUUGUCUCAAUAAUACUAUACAUUCCAAUAGUUCCAUCGAACUUAACAAUUUGGAAGAUUCUACUACAACUGAUAAAUCAAGUGAAGAUAUUUUAGAUAAAAUUUCAAAAUGUCAAAUAAAAGACAGAAGAUUCGGGUUUGAUGACAUUUUCGUAAAUAGUGAGUUAGAAUGCAAACCUUUAAACAAUAUUAUUGAGGCAAAAUAUCCUAAAGGGGUUCAUAAAGGUUUGAAACAACUAUCAAUAAAUAAUUUAUGGAAAAUACAAUCACACAUGUGGUCAGCAAUUGCUAAGGGAUUUGAUGUGCUAGCAGUUGCGCCGAUAAAACAUGGCAAAACCUUCGGAUUUAUUCCUCCCAUCACAAACAUCAUAAUAAAAAUCAAGAAUUAUCAAGAGAAAAAUUUUCCGUUGGUUUUAAUACUCUGCGAGACAUCGAUAGAAGUUUUGAAGACUUACGCAAUUUUUAUGGAUCUACUUCCAGAUCACUAUAAAGAAAUUCGAGUAAUUGCAGCUCAUAAUGGAUGUACUGAUAGAUCAGUUACAGCUCAAAUAUUUAAUGGGUGUCAUGUUUUUAUCUCAACUCCACCAUUUUUGCUUCGAUAUUUGAGUGAUGAACAUCAUAGAGAAAUUUUGAAAUUUAAUUAUAUCAGUCAUUUAGUCAUUGAUAAUUUAGACAUGAUGAUAAAAAAAUAUUUAACAUCUUUAAAUCAAUUGUUAUAUACAUAUACUCCUGUUGCUGCGACUAAACAAAACAAUCUUUCUGAUCUGAUGGCUGUUCAAAUUAUUGCAACUUCAAGAACUUGGUCUGUGGAUGUUGAAAAAUUCAUACGAAUUUUUAAUAAUCCGUACAUCUGCAUAGGAUCAUUUGCAGAUGCAGCUAUUUUUUGCCGAACGAAAUUGAGAACUCGUCUUGUUUUGAAAGAGAGGAAAAAAGAAAGAGUUAAAGGACUUCUUGGGAAUAUUUAUAAAAUGGUGAAAACGAUGAUUAUUUGUGCAAAUGAUGAAGAAGCUGUAGAGUUGAAUGAAUAUUUAAAAGACAAUUUUGAUACCCUAUUAGCUAAUACAGAAAUGGUUUUUACAGAUAUAUCUGUAAUCAAAGAUUCAUGGAGCGCCAGUAUUUCUGGGAUGUAUAAAUUAUUAAUUUGCACCGAUGAAGUAUUACCUGAUCUAAAUAUUACUGAUGUAGAUUGGUUGAUUCAUUAUUCAAUUGCAGUAUCAUGCAAAAGUACUUUUCUUUUUAGAUUUUCGACUUUGAUGGCAAACUUAAAGAAGAAAUCACCCAAAAGUGAAGUAACUAUUCUUAUUGAUGAUUCAAAUGAUGUACAACUUCGUGGAGUUUUAGAUCUUGUACAAAGAUCAGGCUAUAAUUUUUCAUCAGAACAAUUGAGUGCAUUUGAAAAAAUUUAUAUCAACAUUGAAUACAAGAAGAAAGCAUUUGCUAUUUGUGAUAACAUUAAAACACUAGGAAGUUGUUCAACAUUGAGUACAUGUACUUAUAGACAUUGCUUUAUUUCUGAUGUUGAUACUCCCACGUGCGGAAUAUCAAUUGGAGAUGAAAUCAAGUUUAUUAUAACUUACAUUCACAGUGCUACUCAUUUUUCUGCUAAAAUUUUAGCAUACAUAAAUAAUGAAAGAGAAGAAUAUAAAAUAUCAGAGAAAGAUCAUGCUUUCAUUGUUAGUAAAGUUUCUGCUUUUUAUGCAAAUAAAGAAAACAGAAGAAAAAUUAAGACAAUAGUUGCUGGUGGAUUUUAUGGCUAUGAUACAUCUUUCGAUCAGUAUCAAAGGGUGCAGGUUAUUAAUAUUACCAAAUAUGAUGAUCGAAAUAAUCCUUCUGUCGUUGACAUAAGAUGUAUUGAUUCUGGACUUGUUUACAAACAUCAAAGGGUUAGUAAGCUUGUUCAGUUACCUGAAGAAUUAGCAAAAGCUCCGUCGUAUAUUGUAGAAAUUUUUUUAACAAAUAUCCAACCUUAUGAUCAAGAAACUGAGUGGAAUAAUUAUGCGACUGAAUGUACUGAACGAUGGUUUAAAACGGAAUUACGAAUGAACAAUUUUUUACAAGCAAAGGUUUGUCUGCGGCUUGGUUAUACUUUAUGGGUUGAUCCUUUAGAAGUACGAAUGAAAAUUCCCGGCCGAGGAGAAAUAGUUAACAGCUCUUUAAAACGUCAUUUAAUUAAAAAUAAACACGGAAUUAAUUAUGAAGAUCAUUUGAAAACAUUAAUGAAAAUGUGCUUUAAUGCCGGUAUAAUUAGUGUAUAUAAUGCUUGAAAUUGUGUACAGAAAUUAACAAAUUUUUUUUUCUUCACAUUUUUUAUUUAUUUUAUUAUUCAGAUAUCGAUCUAAUUAUAUAUUAAUUUCAAUUUUUUGUCAUAAAAGUAUUAAAUUUUUUUUUCAAUUUCAAUCGAAUAGUAUUAUGCAUUUAGAUAAUGUCAUUAAAAAAAUAAUAAAAGACAUAUCGAUUGAAAGAAAAUACAAGGAUUGUUAGGUAUAAUUUACAAUGGAUAUUGAAUUUAAAUAAAUUAGUUGGUGAUUACAGUCUAAAACGAUAGAUCGGUCUUUGUGGACCUUGUUGCGAACAAAUACUGUUCGGAUCUGUUGAUCCACAGCAAGACCAAUGUUUAACAUGAAGAUGUCCGGGGUGUCCAUGGCCACAACCUCUGUAGCCACCUUGAAACAUUAUUUAUCAAAUAAAUCUUUUAUCCAUUA
This is a messenger RNA of Chelonus insularis, 3509 nucleotides long. RefSeq names its product putative ATP-dependent RNA helicase TDRD12. The transcript is spliced from 5 exons. The record is from RefSeq and is a predicted model, not a curated record. Gene Ontology annotation, biological process: germ-line stem cell division. Bases 135 to 3071 code for a protein of 978 amino acids. Lineage: Eukaryota; Metazoa; Arthropoda; Insecta; Hymenoptera; Braconidae. Gene Ontology annotation, molecular function: ATP binding; nucleic acid binding.